Molecule: messenger RNA, 987 nt
Organism: Magallana angulata
Lineage: Eukaryota; Metazoa; Mollusca; Bivalvia; Ostreida; Ostreidae
Exons: 1
Coding region: 1-987 (328 amino acids)
Source: RefSeq, a predicted model, not a curated record
AUGGACGCUUUUGAUGUAAGCGAUCAUGGAGAACAGCUGCAAGAAAUAGAUAAUGAUGACAUGAUAUACAGAUCUCUUGGACUUUGUUGGAGACUGAAGGACGAUACUUUUGUGUUUACGGUACCUACCGAAGAGAAGCCUUUUACUCGUCGCGGUCUGCUCUCAACUGUAAACAGCCUAUUCGACCCAUUAGGUUUCAUAUCACCAAUCAUCAUCAGCGGUAAAAUACUUCUCCGAGAAUGCACACCUGAAGGAGUUGACUGGGAUGAACCAUUACCUGUCAAUAAUCUUCAAAAGUGGAACGAGUGGCAAUCGUCUCUUCACUGUCUCAGUGAUAUCGCCAUUCCCCGUAUGAUGUCUCACACUUCUGUUAGUUCAGCCCAGACAGCAGAAGUUCACAUAUUCUCAGAUGCUUCAGAAAAGGCAAUAGCAGCAUCAGCAUAUAUAAAAACUGUAAGUGAUGGACAAACAAGCGUUCGAUUCAUCAUGGGAAGAAGCAAGUUAGCACCUCUUAAUGGCCACACCAUUCCUCGCCUAGAGUUGUGUGGGGCUGUCUUAGCAACGGAACUCGCAAAGAUCAUAUCUGUUCAACUUGGCAUCCCAUUGCAAACCAUGAGAUAUUACACAGAUAGCAGAGUUGUGUUAGGCUACAUUGGUAAUAGGACUCGAAGAUUUUACACCUAUGUAAGCAACCGAGUUGAUCGUAUUCUACGAAUAUCUAAUGCCAAUCAAUGGAACUUCAUUUCCAGUGAAAAGAAUCCUGCAGAUUCUUGUACAAGAUGCAACACUAAUGUGAUCAACAUUAUGCGGUUACCAUGGAUUACUGGUCCACAAUGGUUGUGUGAUGUGACGGAAAUGAAACCUACGCAGUUUCCACUUGUUGAACCUGAUAGUGACAGAGAAGUCCGUCCAAUCAAUAGACCUGUAAUAUGUUCACAAACUGAUGUUACCAUUACAACAACAGGAUCUGAUUUCAUUACCAAGUAA